This is a messenger RNA of Diceros bicornis minor, 473 nucleotides long. It is a transcript of the gene ATP5IF1, whose product is annotated as ATP synthase inhibitory factor subunit 1. Gene Ontology annotation, molecular function: ATPase inhibitor activity. Lineage: Eukaryota; Metazoa; Chordata; Mammalia; Perissodactyla; Rhinocerotidae. The transcript is spliced from 3 exons. Gene Ontology annotation, cellular component: mitochondrion. The coding region runs from base 23 to 349 and encodes 108 amino acids. Gene Ontology annotation, biological process: negative regulation of ATP-dependent activity. The record is from RefSeq and is a predicted model, not a curated record.
GAGAGCUGCGGCACUGACAGCAAUGGCAGUCACGGCUCUGGCGGCGCAGAUGCGGCUCGGCGUGUGGGGCGCGAGGGCCAUGCAAGCCCGAGGCUUCAGCUCCGAACGGUCAAAGGAUCACGACGCCCCCGCGGGCUCGAUCCGGGAGGGCGGAGGGGCCUUCGGAAAGAGAGAGCAGGCUGAAGAGGAACGAUACUUCCGAAAGCGGACUAAAGAACAACUGGCAGCCUUGAAGAAACACCAUGAAGAUGAGAUCUCUCAUCAUGUAAAGGAGAUUGAGCAUCUGCAGAAAGAAAUUGAGCGGCACAAGCAGAGGAUCAAGACACUAAAAGAUCAUGAUGAUGAUUAAGUGCACACAGUUCCCCAUGGAAUGGCUACAUAUCAUUGCCCACUUCUAAACCAAACAUAGUUCUGGUUUAAUUAAUAUCUAACUGUGUGCUGCCAACAGAUUAUAAUAAAUUGUCAUCAAUGUA